CAGAUACCGGAUGGGAUGGGGCCCACCCUCAACUUCCUGUUUAAAAACCCCCUCCCUCCUUCCGACCGUCCCUUCUCCACCAUUUCCAGAUCCCUUACCCCAUCCAAAACCCUCAUCCUCCGCGCCGCGCCGAGCCCCUCGCCCAUGGCCGCCUCCGAGGACUACCUCCGGCGGUCCCUCGCCGAGAAGCAGACCGCCGUCGACGCCCAGUCCGAGGCCGUCCGGGCCCUCAAGGCCCUCCCCGGCGUCUCCGAGGACGAGAUCGACGCCGCCGUCGAGGUCCUCAAGGCCCUCAAGGUCGAGCACGGCGCCGCCAAGAAGCAACUCCGGUCCGCCGUCAGCGGCAAGGUGGCGUUCCAGAAGGCCGUCGAAAACACGCUGAAGAGGAGGUUCUUCUUGAUCCGCGGCUCCAUGAUCUCCGGCGAACCCCUCACCUACAGGCAUCCUGGGAGCGCCUUCAAGUCCAACGUCCUUGACUUUUGGCGCCAGCACUUUGUUUUGGAGGAGUACAUGAUGCAGGUGGAUCGUCCCUGUGUCAUUUCAGAGUACAUGCUUCCUAGUGGUGUCUGGUAUUUAGUUGCUGUUCGAUUAUCUGUGGAUUGUAGGUGUAUGUGGCCAAAAACAGCACAGGGUAUUCCGGUGAAUUUUAAGUACUUGUACGAUUACAAUGACGAGAAGCUUCCAUUUGCAGCAGCUGGGACUAGGGUGGCAUUUAGAAAUGAGAUUUCACCUUGCCAAGGUCUUUUCAGAGACGGCAAUUUCACACUAGCUGAGAUAGAGCACUUUGUGGAUCAUGAGGACAAAUCCCACCCAAAGUUUGUUGAUGUUGCCGGCCUGGAGUUUUUGAUGUUCCCUAGGGAAGAGCAACUAGCAGGGAAAUCAGUCAAGUCAAUGGUCCUUGGUGAAGCUGUUUCAGAGGCAACAAUCAACAAUGAGACACUUGGUUACUUCAUAGGACGGGUGUAUCUUUUCUUGACUCGUCUGGGAAUUGACAAAGAUAGAUUGCGCUUCAGGCAGCAUCUGCCAAAUGAGAUGGCUCAGUAUGCUGCAGACUGUUGGGAUGCGGAAAUAGAAUGCUCCUAUGGUUGGAUUGAAUGUGUUGGGAUUGCUGAUAGGUCUGCUUAUGAUUUACUAGCUCAUUUGGAGAAAAGUCGUGUCUCAGAACCUAGAGAGGUGGAGAAGCUGGUUAUUACCCCAUCAGAAGAGCAACUAGGUCUUGCAUUUAAGGGUAACCAAAGAAUGGUGGUUGAAGCAUUGGAGGCCAUGAGUGAAAAAGAAGCGCUGGAAAUGAAAGAAGCUCUGGAUGAUAAAGGAGAGGCGGACUUCCAAGUUUGUACACUUGGAAAAUCUGUAAGGAUCAAGAAAAACAUGGUAUCUAUCAGUAUGGAAAGAAAGGAGGAACAUCAGACGGAUUUUUAUAACCUUUCAGUCAUCACGCUAUCUUUUGUUACUGGACGAAUAAUCUACUGUCUCUUUGAGCAUUCUUUCUACACAAGACCAAGCAAAUCAGGGGAUGUACAGCGGAAUGUGUUCCGCUUCCCUCUUCUAGUGGCUCCAAUUAAGUGCACGGUUUUCCCAUUAAUCAAGUCUCAACAGUUUGUUGAAGUGGCCAACCUCAUAGCUAAAUCACUAAAGGCGGCUAAUAUCUCACAUGAAUUAGAUGUUACAGGCAAGUCUAUAGGGAAACGUUAUGCCAUAUCGGAUGAGCUUGGUGUCCCCUACGCCAUAACUGUCGAUUCGACUGCUAGUGUGACCAUGCGUCAGAGGGACAGCAAGGAGCAGAUCCGUGUAAGCAUUGAGGAGGUGGUCUCAGUUGUGAAAAAAGUCACGGUUGGGCAAAGCACAUGGGCUGAUGUGCUCUGUAGAUACCCAACCCACGUUGCUACACAUGCUGAUGAGUUGUGAAGCGGCUUCUGACGGAUGAAGUGAUGAAAGCAAUUCCUUAUCUUGCUGAAUUUUCAAACUACUGGAACUUAUUAGGCUAUUAUAUUUGUUAAACGGUUGCACACAAAAUUGUGGUGAUGAUCUAAGAGAGUAAUAUUUUGCUAUUUUGCACACAAAAUUGUGGUGAAGCGGCUUCUGACGGAUGAAGUGAUGAAAGCAAUUCCUUAUCUUGCUGAAUUUUCAAACUACUGGAACUUAUUAGGCUAUUAUAUUUGUUAAACGGUUGCACACAAAAUUGUGGUGAUGAUCUAAGAGAGUAAUAUUUUGCUAUUUUGCACACAAAAUUGUGGUGAAGCGGCUUCUGACGGAUGAAGUGAUGAAAGCAAUUCCUUAUCUUGCUGAAUUUUCAAACUACUGGAACUUAUUAGGCUAUUAUAUUUGUUAAACGGUUGCACACAAAAUUGUGGUGAUGAUCUAAGAGAGUAAUAUUUUGCUUUAA
Molecule: messenger RNA, 2383 nt
Organism: Phoenix dactylifera (date palm)
Lineage: Eukaryota; Viridiplantae; Streptophyta; Magnoliopsida; Arecales; Arecaceae
Source: RefSeq, a predicted model, not a curated record